Molecule: messenger RNA, 2937 nt
Organism: Camelina sativa (false flax)
Lineage: Eukaryota; Viridiplantae; Streptophyta; Magnoliopsida; Brassicales; Brassicaceae
Biological process (GO): protein desumoylation; proteolysis
Cellular component (GO): nucleus
Molecular function (GO): deSUMOylase activity
Source: RefSeq, a predicted model, not a curated record
UAAACCUCUAAUUGUAAAAUAGAGUUCACGAAAUCGUGAUUUACCCAAACCCUUUUUCUUUCUCUUCUUUCUUGUUUUACGAAAUCGUAAAAAAAAAAACAAAACUUCGGUGAUAUCGACAGCGGCGGUGACUGGGUUCCUCUUGUGGUCGCGAUUCAUCGACGGAGGUGUGUUUUUAUCCUUGUUUUUACUCAUCUGGGCAAAGCUUCGGGGAUAUUGAUAUCUGGGCAAAGCUUCGGUGAAAUCGCAAAAAAAAAAACAAAUUUCGGUGAUAUCGACAGCGGCGGUGACUGGGUUCUCUUGUGGUCGCGAUUCAUCGACGGAGGUGCACUUCGAUUUAGUUAGCUUCUACAUGGAUGAAAAAUCAGGAUCAAUCGGAAUGAUAAACGGAGGCGUUGAAAAGGAGUAUCCUAAACGCAUUUUCAAAUACGGUGAUGAACCACAAGUGAAGCAGAUAAAUAAUAGCUGCAGAAUGUCUAUCUUGACAAGAAUCAAGGAUGCUUUGCCAACAGAGUAUGAGAAAGUGAAGAGUGAUCCAGUGUUUGCAAAUUUGUUUGCCAUCUACGAGAAUGGGUUAGGGUACUCUGCGCGUUUGAUACACAGCAUUAUGUCUCGGCAGUUGAUCACAGAUAAGAAACAUGAGCUUUGGUUUGUGUUUAGAAGGAAGCCGCUGAGAUUUUCGCUGCAAGAAUAUUAUGCAGUCACUGGACUCAAAUGCAAGGAUGAUUUCAAGUUAGAUUUGAAAUCUUGGAAUGAAGACAGUUGGAAGAAGGACAAAGGUUUUUGGGCUAGAUUAUUGAAGAGAGAUGGGGAGAUUACCAUUAAGAGGCUGAUGGAUGUGCACCUACUAGAAGUUCACAAGUGGAACCUGAAGACAAGCUAAGAUUUGUAUAUGUGUGCGUCAUAGCUGGUUUGGUAAUGGCUAAGGACGAGAAGAAAAAGAUCCCUCUCUCAUACAUCAAGUUGGUGAUGGAUCUUGAUAAGUUGAGAGCUUAUCCUUGGGGUUUACAUUCUUUUGACUACCUUGUGACCUCGAUCAUGGACACAAGAAAGGAGCUGAAGAAGACCAACAGUUAUAUUCUUAAUGGCUUCUCCUUUGCACUUCAAGUAUGGGUUAUGGAAGCAAUUUCAGUGAUUGGAGAAUUGUUGGGAGAAAAGAUCAACAAGGAAUUCACAAACGGUGCUAGAUGUUCUAACUGGAAGGGAGCUGCAAAAGUGUCUUAUCAAGACAUUAUUGGACCAAAGGAUAUCGUCUAUCCAUACAUCUCGAGGUCAGGAAAUUUUGACAUCAUCGAUGAUAUAGAGUUUUUUAGGCGUGAUGAGAUUGAUGAUGUGGGAGUCAAAAACGUAAACCAUUUGGUGCAAUCUGGUUACGAUUUUAGAGACCAUGAGUGGGGUCAUGUUGAAAGUAAUGAUGUUGAAGAAGAGAAGAUAGAGGAGGUUGUAAACGAAGAUGAUCAUGUUGAAAAGGAAAGUGAUGGAGACAAUCAAUUGUCUGGGUUGGAGAGUAGCGAGAAGAAGCCAGAUGUAGAUGUGGGAGCAUCAAGCACGAAGAAGAGAAAGACAAAGCAGAUUGAUCAUGGUGCAGAGAGUCGAAAAAUGCAAUUCCUAUGUCAGCGAGCCGCAACGUCAUUCACUCAUGGUUUUGAUGAAGAAAUGAAAUCAUUCAUUAAAGGUAUGUUUGAAGCUUCUUUCAAGCCUUUUAAGGAAGAAAUAGGCCAGCGAUUGAAGAAGAUGGAGGAGGAUGUAUCAGAAGUGAAGGAGAUACUAUCGACUAUAGCAUCAACUUCGACACAAGCCACACCACCAUCCUUUAAACCAAAAGAUGUGGGGAAAUCACCAUCCGUUCAACCAAAGAGUUUGGAAGAUAACUUUCUUUUUGAUGAUUUGUUCACCAAAUCGGGUGCCAUAGACCUUAAUAUUGACAGUCAAGAUUUAUUGGGCACUCAAGAUUUCUUAGCGAAAACAGUAGGACAUCUUUCGCAAAAACCAUGUGUACCUGGAGUUGAUCCUCCAAUAGAUGCGGGAAAGUAUGACGAGGAUGCUGAUUUGGUUUUUGUCUCCGAAGUUAGAUGGAAUGCUUUGGAAGCAUGGCAAAGGAAUCAUAGUUACGAGCAACUUAAGUUUGGUCCAUCGGUAAUUAAUCAUGAAUUGCUUAACCGUGUCAUUACUCACUGCAAGUGGCUGCACAAUCCAGAAAUGGAUGCAAUGAUGUAUUUAUUCCGGGAGAAAACAUCUUUAGGUGAAAUGAAGGCAGACCGUGUUGGUUUCAUGAAUUGCAUUUUCAGUGAGAGAAUUAAAGUGGAAUACACCAAGUACUUGAAGACAAAGCGGCAGCACAAAUGGGAUAGUAGACUUCUCGAGUAUGCUAAUGGUGAGUUUCCUUCUCACGGAAAGACAGGAAAACAAUGGGGUACAGAUGUUGACAGGAUAUACGCUCCGAUUUGCGUCAACGGCAACCACUGGAUUUCUGUGUGCGUUAACUUCGUCUUAAGAACUGUUGAAGUCUUCGACUGUGCUGGAUACAAGAAUAGAAGGUAUGUCGAGUGUUUCGCAACGUGCAUCCCAAGGAUUUUGAAAGAAAUUAAUGCAAAGGUGAAUGGAAAAGCAUCUCUUUUGACACCAUAUGAAAUCAUAGACAUGAAGGUGCUCUCCGAUUUGAAUAAGUCGCAUAGCGAUUGCGGGGUCUAUGCAUUGAAAUACAUCGAGUGUCAUAUGAAAUCUCUAAGUUUGGAUUUGAUGAGCGAUGAGAACAUCAAAUAUGCGCGCUUGAAGAUUGCUGUCGAUCUGUGGGAAGCUGCAAAGGAUCCAAUAUUACUUGAGCGUAUGAAGAACUAUGUCCCUCCAAAGUCUGAGUCUCACCAUAUCGAAAUUGACUGAUUUGUUUCAUCUCUUUAGUAUGUCUUUAGUUUGACACAUUGUAUGACUUUCGUUUCU